GAUGAACGUUGACCACUGCCACCACCAACCACCAUUUAGUUUUCGGAAUGACGCACUGAAUUCUUUGCAAAUUCGUUUUAACCUCGAUAUGAUGUAGAGCAACGUGUUUCCCAGCGUAAUCAGGGUUCCUCGUUGGUUCUCUGCGCGUUAUUCAGCGGUCAAGUCUGAUAUCCCAUCCUCUGCAAACCAGCCAUGUUACCCCCGAUGCUUAGAAUCUUCUUGCUACCCGUCGUUUAUGCCUUACUAGCAGUCUCAAGAACAUCUGCUCAUAAUCAGUUCAGUCUGCAAGAAAGAUUGACGCGACCCUAUGUUUUACAACAAAAUUGGGGCGCGUAUUCACCUUAUUAUCCGGUAGCUAAAUAUGUUGCACCACCUGAAGGAUGCAAAAUUACUCAGAUUAACAUUCUUCAACGUCACGGUGCUCGAUAUCCUACUGCUGGCCCAGGCGCAGCUAUCGCUAUAGCGGUGAACAAACUUCAAAACGCAUCAGCUUAUACGGAUUCAAGUCUGAACUUCAUUCGGAACUUUACUUUGGACCUUGGAACGAACGAUUUGGUACUGUUCGGUGCCGCUCAGUCUUUGGCUGCAGGCGCGGAAACCUAUAACCGUUACAAGGAACUAGUUAGUGUGGGCAAUUUACCUUUCGUCAGAGCUUCUAGUUCGGACAGGGUGGUAAAGUCAGCGUUGAACUGGACGUAUGGUUUCUCUGCAGCAAGCAGUUUGAGAUUCAAUCCCGUGUUAUCCGUCAUCCUCGACGAAAAUGCUAAUGAUACUCUCCAUAAUUCUUGCGGCGCCAUAAGUUCCUCUGAUAAUCAGACUGAUACUUGGAUUGCAAUAUAUACUCCAUCGAUCGUUCAACGACUGAACAACGCUGCUCCAGGAGCGAACCUUUCCUCAAACGAUGUUUUCAACCUAAUGACCUUGUGCGCAUUCGAAAGCGUGGCGACAGAAUCGAUCAGUGAUUGGUGUGGAUUGUUCGAUGAAGACGAGUGGAAGGCGUUCGAGUAUGAGAUGGAUUUGGACAAAUAUUAUGGUACUGGGUACGGUCAACCAUUAGGUCCUGUCGAGGGUAUAGGUUAUAUCAACGAACUUAUCGCGCGUCUCACUUCAAGUCCUGUCAACGACACCACUCAGACUAAUUCUACCUUGGAUCGAUCUCCGGUCACAUUUCCCUUGGAUCGCACAAUAUACGCAGAUUUCUCACAUGACAACCAGCUCAUUGCGAUAUAUACUGCAAUGGGGUUGUUCAAGCAGCCAAGGGCGCUAGAUCCAACCAAUUCGAACGUCGAUUCUACGAAUAGGACAUGGAUAACAAGCCAGUUGGUCCCCUUCUCAGCGCGAAUGGUUGUAGAGAAAAUACAGUGCGGUAUCGGGUCGUCGAGACCGGAUGAGGAUGGAGACUAUAUACGGAUAUUGGUCAAUGACGCCGUGCAGUCACUGGAUUUUUGCGCUGGAGUGUCAAAGGAAGGUAUUUGCAGGGUUUCCGAGUUCGUGGAAAGUCAGUCGUAUGCAACUAAUGGUGGUAACGGAGAUUGGCAAAAAUGCUUCGAGUGAGUAUAUCUAUAUGCAGUUUCGACUCAAAGUUGUCGAAGCAGGGGUGCGACUGGGUGCGAUGGCUUGUGCUGAUUCGGACGUAAGACGUCCUUUACUGCGACAAAAACCCGCCGCUG
Lentinula edodes (shiitake mushroom) is the source of this 1670-nucleotide messenger RNA. Its product is annotated as phosphoglycerate mutase-like protein. Bases 193 to 1554 code for a protein of 453 amino acids. The transcript is spliced from 7 exons. Gene Ontology annotation, molecular function: acid phosphatase activity. The record is from RefSeq and is a predicted model, not a curated record. NCBI's taxonomy places the organism in Eukaryota, Fungi, Basidiomycota, Agaricomycetes, Agaricales, Omphalotaceae.